AUGAAUACGCGACAACGGCAAGGAAACGCUGUUCGACACAGCCAUGACUCGGAAGAAAAGGAACCAGCAUGCAACGCUGAGGAUGACUCACCCCGCAUAGAACUCUUUUUCAGCUCCCCUUCUCAGCUACGGGAACGAGUCCAACUCUUACAAUCUCAUGGACACGUCAAGUUUAAUCUCGUCAACAAGAAUGCCCAAGACGAUCUGUCCUCGUGGUGUAAGAUUGUCAAGGAGGAAUGUCCCACGGCACACAUUUGUGCCCAUUAUUCACUCAAGUACAAGAAGGUGGCUCGCAAGGGCAAUGAGGCUCAUACAGACUUGUUGAUGGAGUUUGUAGAACAGCAACAGCAGCAAUCCUCUACUACUACAGAUGAAAUUCUUCUCGUCAGUGGUGGACACAACUCCAACAAGGCCCGGCCACGAUGGAACACCGUGGAUGCAUUGCAGAGACUAGCUGCACAAUUGCAAGACAACAAUAAAAUCCCAACGCUUGCAGUGGCAUACAAUCCCUACAUUCCUGAUGCAGCCAAGCAGCAAGAAGAAACAGACCGACUCCAAGCCAAACUAGAUACUGGAUUAGUCUCCAAAGUCUAUUUGCAGUUUGGGACCGACUUGAUCCGACUCAAGCAAGCUUUGGAACUUCUUACCAAGAACAAGAACAAGAACAAGAACAAAAACCAGCGGGAUACUACUAUCGCAGGAUCCGUCUUUCUGCCCACCAAACAACUCAUCGCCCAGCAAAAGUUUCGACCCUGGAAUGGCGUCUUUUUGAGUCGAGACUUUUUGGAGUCGCCCGAAAAGGCACAAGGCGUUGUCGUGGAGAUUCUGAAACUCUACAAGGCAUACCACGUAGAGCCUUUGUGGGAAGCCCCCGGUGUACGAUCGGAAAAGGACUUGCUGCAGAUUACGGACUUGAUGAAGAUGCAAGUAACUCAUCAUGAUGAUGACAAGGUGGAGUGUGCGCCAUUGUCGAAUCAGGACAGUGAUACCACAACAGAGUGUGCCAUAGCCACGGAGUCUCCAUCUGACAAACCAGCCAUUGAAGCAGAGAUGACAAAAGGAAAAGACAGCAGGGCCUCGUCACCUGCCACCAAACGACAAAAGACUGCGUUGGCGACAGCGGCGAAGCAAAGUAGAAACGGCUUCACUGAGUCAUCUGAACAAUCCGCUUGUCUGUUGCUUUUUGGUUCUCACGAUCUUCGAUUAUAUGAUAACCUGGCCGUGCAAGAAGCCUGCCAACGACAGUCCACUGUCAUUCCUGUCUUUUUGUGGUCUCCAUUGACAUUAACUUCGGGGGGUAUCCGGGCCGAAGCGUUGGAGGUCUUGCUCAAGGAGGCGGUUAGCAACUUGAGUCAGGAGCUGGAAUCGUUUGGGCUCAAGUUAAUCUCUCGGAGCUGUCCCAGUGUCGACUGCAUGAAACAAGAGUUUGCCAGUCUACUCCGAGAGACAAAUCCUACAGCCGUAUGCUUUAACCGGGACUUUACGCCGCAUGGAAGACAGCUAGAGGCUGCUCGAAUGGAGGUUGCGAAAGAGGUGGAAUUCUCAGGUGUCACCUUGACUGGCUUUCAAUCUACGCUCUUGUACGAUAUUGACGCAGUGUCUCUAACCAAAGGAUUCAAUGGUGGACACUGGGGAACACUGAUGCCAUUCUUUAAGAACUGUAAGAAAAAUUACGGUGAACCGCGUAGACCAAUCCCAAGCCAUGAAACAUUCGGGAUCCUCCAGAAUGCAAGAGCCCCCACGAAGUGGCCUCGUUCAGACGACAAUCUACCCCUGGCUGUCCUGCCUCCCAAAGUCAAGCCAUGGCAUCAACCCAUCAAGGAUGCCUUUCCCGACAUGAGCCACAGGGGAGCCCAAGACAUGCUCAAUGCAUUCUUUAGCCUGCCGAAUAGUGGCUAUCGACGGUACGACACCGAUCGCAGUCGCGCGGACAAGGAAACAGCCACUUCACGACUGUCAUGUCAUUUACGCUUAGGGACCCUGUCACCCAACGAACUCUAUUGGCGGUGGCACCAGCAUCAUCCGGGUGAUAGUGACAUCUUUGGAAGACGCUUGAUCUGGCGAGACUUGGCCUACUACCAGCUUCGUUGCUUCCCGCAGAUGAGUUGGAUGCCCAUUCGUGCUCACUACAAGGAUACUGCAUGGGUAUCUGGACCAGAGGCAGACCGGCGGUUCGAAGCAUGGAAGUGGGGGCGAACCGGGUAUCCCAUUGUGGAUGCAGGGAUGAGAGAACUGUACAAAACUGGGUGGAUGACACAGACUGUGCGCAUGGUGGUGGCUUCGUUCCUGGUCGAAUACUUGCGUGUUCAUUGGGCUAGAGGCUGCGAAUGGUUUCAUUACACCCUCGUGGAUGCAGACACUGCAAUCAACGCCAUGAUGUGGCAGAAUGCGGGAAAAUGUGGCAUUGAUCAAUGGAAUUUUGUGCUGAGUCCAGAGAGUGCAUCUCAAUGUCCGACUGGCAAAUAUACUAAGAAGUGGGUUCCUGAGCUCCAGAAGCUCCCCUUGGAGAUGCUCCAUCGCCCAUGGCAAACACCCAACAUAAUCUUGGAGCGCUAUGGCGUGGUCAUCGGAAAGAACUACCCUGAACGAGUAGUGAAAAACCUGAAAGAAGAAAGGGCCAAGAGUAUCGAGAGCACGCUGAACAUGCGGCGAAAGUCACAAGAGCACAACGACAGCAAAGGCUACGACGUCAUCAUACUGCCGAACGGAGAGAGCACUGUUGUUUUCACCAAGAAGGAGUACAGGAUUGACCAGUCGGGACGACAGAAACCCGCACACGAAGGAAAAGCUACAGCGGGCGGCAGAGGAAAUCGGAGGAGACGGGUUGCUAGGAAGUAG
Molecule: messenger RNA, 2838 nt
Organism: Seminavis robusta
Lineage: Eukaryota; Bacillariophyta; Bacillariophyceae; Naviculales; Naviculaceae
Source: the annotation of a GenBank genome assembly